AUGCCUGCAACACCAACGUCACCCGUAGCUAACAGCAACAGCCCUGCCAAAACGCCGCUAUCCGUGCAGCGUCCAGAGUUGUCUCCGCGCAAGCGCAAGUUCAGUAUCACUGAGGUUGCAUCACCCACGUCGUUGGACGAGGUGAGCAGCACGAGCAGCUCGGCGGUCGAAGAGCAUGUGAUCUCGCCCAAGAAGAAGGUCAAGGCUGAAGAACGCGGCAGUGGCAGUGAUCUGACCAAGUGGGAGAACAAUGUAGUGGCCAGUAUUGCCAGCGCGCUCGACAUGGACUGUCUGGAAGCAGUCGAACCCAUCUCGUUCUUGGCGACGCCAGCGGAUGACCUCACUGUCGAUGAGUUGGAGAUCCUGUACCGCUUUCUGGCAUGA
This is a messenger RNA of Peronospora farinosa, 384 nucleotides long. The record is from the annotation of a GenBank genome assembly. NCBI's taxonomy places the organism in Eukaryota, Oomycota, Peronosporomycetes, Peronosporales, Peronosporaceae.